AUGCCCAGAUUCAAUUCUUCCAUCGCCAUCACUGAGAUCAUCUCACGUAGUACUCCUAGCUACACUUCUUUAAUCGCCACCACCGAGGCACCCUCACACAGUACUCCCAGCUUCACUUCUUCAAUCACCGUCACGGAGACCACCUCACACCAUACUCCUAGCUUCAAUUCUGUGAUUGCCACCUCCGAGACCAACUCACACAGUGCUCCUAGCUUCAGUUCUUUGAUUGCCAACACCGAGACCACCUCACACAGUACUCCCAGCUUCACUUCUUUGAUCACCACCACCGAGCCCGCAUCCUAUAGUACUUCUAGCUUCAGUUCUUUGAUCACCAUGACCAGGACCACAUCUCAGAGUACUCCCAGCUUGACCUCUUCCAUCACCACAGCUGAGACCAUCUCAUACAGUAGUCCCAGCUUCCCUUCUUUAAUCACUAUCACUAAGUCCACAUCCCACAGUACUGCCAGCUUCAGUUCUUCAAUCACCACCACUGAGACGAACUUACACAGUACUCCCAGCUUCGCUUCUUCAACCACCACCACCGAAACUGCCUCACACAGUACUCCCAGCUUCACUUCUUCAAUCACCACAACCAAGGCCACCUCACACAGUACUCCCAGCUUCACUUCUUCAAUCACCGCCACGGAGACCACCUCACACCAUACUCCCAGCUUCAAUUCUGUGAUUGCCACCUCCGAGACCAACUCACACAGUGCUCCUAGCUUCAGUUCUUUGAUUGCCAACACCGAGACCACCUCACACAGUACUCCCAGCUUCACUUCUCUGAUUGCCACCACUGAGACCACCUCACGGAGUACUCCCAGCUACACUUCUGCAAUCACCACCACCGAGACCACCUCACACAGAACUCCCAGCUUCACUUCUUCAAUCGCCACUGAGUCCACAUCCCCCAGUACUGCCAUCUUCACUUCUUCCAUCACCACCACCGAGACCACCUCCAACAGUACUGCCAGCUUGACUUCUUCAAUGACCACCACUGAGACCACCUCACACAGUACUCCCAGCUUCACUUCUUUGAUCAUCACCACUGAGACAACAUCCCACAGUACCCCCAGCUUGACUUCUUUGAUCACCAGCACCGAGACCACAUCCCACAGUACUCCCAGCUUGACUUCUUUGAUCACCACCACUGAGACUACAUCACACAGUACUCCCAGCUUCACUUCUUCAAUUGCCACCACUGAGAGCACGUCACACAGUAAUCCCAGCUUCACUUCAUCAAUCACCAGUACCAAGAGCAUCUCACACAGUACUCCUAGCUUCAGUUCUUUGAUCACCACCACGGAGACAACCUCACAGAGUUCUUCCAGCUUAAGUUCUUUGAUCACCACCACCAAGUACACCCCAUACAAUCCUCCGAGCUUCACUUCUGCGAUCACCGCCACAGGGAUCACCUCACACAACCACCUCAACCAGUCCUCCCAGAUUCACCUCUGCGAUCACCACCACCGAGACCACCUCACACAGUACUCCCAGGUUCACUUCUGCGAUUGCCAGCACCAAAAUCACUUCACAGAGUACUCCCAGUUUGACUUCUCUGAUCACCACCACCGGGACCAGCUCGCACAGUACCCUGGGCUUAAGUUCUUCGAUUGCCACCACUGA
This is a messenger RNA of Gorilla gorilla gorilla (western lowland gorilla), 1626 nucleotides long. Its product is annotated as mucin-3A-like. The record is from RefSeq and is a predicted model, not a curated record. NCBI's taxonomy places the organism in Eukaryota, Metazoa, Chordata, Mammalia, Primates, Hominidae. Bases 1 to 1626 code for a protein of 541 amino acids. The transcript is spliced from 2 exons.